UCAACACUGAUAUAUCAAAUAUAAUUUCACAUCUUAACAAUAUAGAAGCUAUUAUCUAACUUCUUGCUGAGUUCAAGCCUAUCUGACACCAGUUAUUUUGGGAAAGUAUGGAAAAUAAGAAUAAUUCGGCGCAGGUGCGUUUAUCAGCAGUGGGCAAAAAGAGUAAAAGGAAAAAGUCACAAAAGCAACGCUAUUGGGCUAAAAAACACCAACGUUUGCCUGAAAUUUGGAAUGGUGAUCAAUUUCGGACUAAUGGUGAAUCAAUUCCUGGGAGAGAGGUGGAAAAUAAUAAUAAUAGUAGAUUUGUCAGAAAGAGGAAAUUCGCUGGUUUAUUGUCCGAGACAACUCAUGUUGAAACUAAAGGAAAUAACGCAGCUGUGGCAGAUAAACAUUGGUCAAAUUCAACGCUGAAGGGUACGAUUUGGAAUCCAACCCCAAAAUGCUAUGACAUUGUAGAAUUGCAUAAAUCAGAGAUGCCCUUUAUUGAUCUUACUAUGUGCCCAACUACUCCAACUGAUCAAGUUGAAAAAAACAAACUCAACAUUGGGCCUCAAUAUUUAUCCAAUAAUGAGGAAGAAAGUGAUGUAGGUCAACCAAACAGGAAAGUGGAUAUUGCUACAGAAAUAUUAGCGGAUACUAAUGAAAGCAUGUUUGAAGUGCAUCAUUUAUUAAAUUCCACGCCGACUGACAAAGUCGAAAACUCUAUACCAGAACGCUGUAGAAGUGUUGUAGAAUCAAUUUCGAAAGUGUGGCAAUUACUUAAUCCCAAUGGCAAUUCCGUUCCAACUGGUCGGGUGCAAAAAAUCAGACUUAAUAGAAGAAUAUUAAAUCCUCCAAAAAGGACAAUGGAUACAAAUUUCAAAGAUAAACUGAACUUAAUUGAAAGAUCGUUGAAAAAGGUAAACACCGAAAACUAA
This is a messenger RNA of Teleopsis dalmanni, 917 nucleotides long. RefSeq lists its product as uncharacterized. NCBI's taxonomy places the organism in Eukaryota, Metazoa, Arthropoda, Insecta, Diptera, Diopsidae. The coding region runs from base 108 to 917 and encodes 269 amino acids. The transcript has 5 exons. The record is from RefSeq and is a predicted model, not a curated record.